Messenger RNA from Myodes glareolus (Bank vole), 2677 nucleotides. It is a transcript of the gene Fzd2, whose product is annotated as frizzled class receptor 2. The record is from RefSeq and is a predicted model, not a curated record. Gene Ontology annotation, cellular component: plasma membrane. Gene Ontology annotation, molecular function: Wnt-protein binding; Wnt receptor activity. Gene Ontology annotation, biological process: non-canonical Wnt signaling pathway; canonical Wnt signaling pathway. Lineage: Eukaryota; Metazoa; Chordata; Mammalia; Rodentia; Cricetidae.
CCCCGCGUUCUCAAAGUGCCGUCCUAUCUCAGCUAUAAGUUUCUGGGUGAACGCGAUUGUGCAGCGCCCUGCGAGCCCGCACGGCCCGACGGCUCCAUGUUCUUCUCGCAGGAGGAGACGCGGUUUGCCCGUCUCUGGAUCCUCACUUGGUCGGUGUUGUGCUGCGCUUCCACGUUCUUCACGGUCACCACCUACUUAGUGGACAUGCAGCGCUUUCGCUACCCAGAGCGGCCCAUCAUCUUUCUGUCAGGCUGCUACACUAUGGUGUCGGUGGCCUACAUCGCGGGCUUCGUGCUCCAGGAGCGCGUGGUGUGCAAUGAGCGCUUCUCUGAGGACGGUUACCGCACGGUGGUGCAGGGCACUAAGAAAGAGGGCUGCACUAUACUCUUCAUGAUGCUGUACUUCUUCAGCAUGGCCAGCUCCAUCUGGUGGGUGAUUCUGUCCCUCACCUGGUUCCUGGCAGCCGGUAUGAAGUGGGGCCACGAAGCCAUCGAAGCCAAUUCGCAGUACUUCCACCUGGCCGCCUGGGCCGUGCCAGCCGUCAAAACCAUCACCAUCCUGGCCAUGGGCCAGAUCGACGGCGACCUGCUGAGCGGCGUGUGCUUCGUGGGCCUCAACAGCCUGGACCCGCUGCGGGGCUUCGUGCUGGCGCCGCUCUUCGUGUACCUGUUCAUCGGCACAUCCUUCUUGCUGGCCGGCUUCGUGUCACUCUUCCGCAUCCGCACCAUCAUGAAGCACGAUGGCACCAAGACGGAGAAGCUGGAGAGGCUCAUGGUGCGCAUCGGCGUCUUCUCGGUGCUCUACACGGUCCCGGCCACCAUCGUCAUCGCCUGCUACUUCUACGAGCAGGCCUUCCGCGAGCACUGGGAGCGCUCGUGGGUCAGCCAGCACUGCAAGAGCCUGGCAAUCCCGUGCCCGGCCCACUACACGCCGCGCAUGUCGCCCGACUUCACAGUCUACAUGAUCAAAUACCUCAUGACGCUCAUCGUGGGCAUCACGUCGGGCUUCUGGAUCUGGUCCGGCAAGACGCUGCACUCCUGGAGGAAGUUUUACACGCGUCUCACCAACAGCCGGCAUGGCGAGACCACCGUGUGAAGCAGCCUCGCCUGGUGGGCACCCCCUCCCCCAGGGCCGGACCGCACGGUGCCCUCCUCCACUCGGGAGGGGGUGCGCCUAUGGACUCCUAUUUUAUUUUUUUAAAAAAUAAAGAACAGUAAAAAAACAAAAAACAAAAAACAAAACCACAUUUUAUUUUAGGUCGCUUUUUAAAAAGAACUCUGUCCAACACCCCUACCAGGUUUGUGAUUAAAACUGUAAAUAGUGUUUGUAAAUUUAAUUAUAUAUUUUCUAUUUAAAAGAAAAAAAGGGGGGAAAAACAGGAGCGAGGGCGCCUAGGCUGAAGAAUGGGGUGGGGGUGGGGGAGGAGGGCUCGCCUUUUCUAAGUGCCCUUUUAAAAGCCGCCCUGUGCUCUGGUUCGAAUUUUUUGGUGACUUGGCAGGGCUGGGCCUGCUGGGAGAGGCACCUAGCAUGCGCGCUGUUUUUGUUGGCUUCUAGGAGUUGGGAGUUAGUUCCACUCAACUUCUAUAAAAGCCGAAUUUGCGAGCCUCCUCGCCGACGCGGGGCCUGUGGAAGCUGUGGGAUAUUUUUUAACAAGACUUGGAUUCGUUUUGUUCUAUUUUAUUUCCCGUCCUCUACCCCCCUUCACCCCCCUUUCACCCUUCUCAUUUGUUCUGUCUUCCCUCACUCGAAAUCUGGAACCCUCCCAAUCCAGAUGCAGACGUGGAAAAACACACCGCUUUUAGGGGGAGGGCGGAGAUGUGGGGAGGAAUGGCCUCCACCCCCCUAACCCACUCUCCCGCGGGCACCGAGAUCCUUCUGUGGUUUCGGCUCCGGCCCACGCGCAGAGAAUGGGCAACAAAACGUUUUGUGAAGUGUGUUUUGACACCCCCACCCCGCCCAGUACACACACCAUUUUAAGAGCCACCCUCUUUCCCUGAAUUUUAGGGAUACCACUAGCAAACCCCGGGCUCUUUUGCUCUUCCCUUCCUUCUCUCCCGGUAGUCUGCUCCUCGCAGUGGUAUCCAGGUUAGCAGUUUUUAGGGUUGGGUUGUGUGUUAUGUGUGGGUUUUUGUUUGAGUUUUUUUUUUUUUCUUCCAAAAGCAGUAAAAGUGGUUGGGUUGGAGGGAGGGGAAUGGAUGAGAUGGUGGGAAUUUUAGUUUUCUUUUGACAAAAGAGUGGCCUUAAAAAAAAAAAAAUAAGAAGUUGUCCAGGAAAAGAACUAAAACUACUGGGUUAAGUUUGCUUUAGAAGGCCUCUCUGGGCAGGCUCUUUGUGGCUGUGGGGGUGGGGUGGAGUGUUUACAUGACAUUCUAUAUCAUAAGAUUGAUAGAGUGUUCCUAACAUGUUUCUUCCCCCUGCACACAAAUAAAAGUAAAGAUUUUUCUUAAGUGCGCUGCCUGAAGGAUGAUGUAUAAAGUAUCUUUCCCGGUAUGAGAAUUCCAGUUUCGAACACACACAUUGGCUCUGUCUACUGUUUGGAGUCUUAGGACUCAAAGGCUGAGGAGUUGGAGACUAAGUUUUCCAGGACUGUGCUUCUGCCGUCUCUCCUGUUUCUUGAUAAUAGUGCAAAUUAAAGCCUAAUAAUCACCAUAAUAAAGUGCAUUUAAUUAUCUUCAGA